GAAGACUAUCAAGCUCUAUAUUUGUUUCCCAUUUAUAAUAUAGCACAGUCACAAUUUCAUAAGGGCAUGGCAUUCAUUUCCUCUGUGCCAACAAUGGCUGCAGUUGUUACUCCUACUCCUAAAACACUUGCUCACUGCUCUUCUCUAAUCCGUAGAAAUUCUUCCACAGGCAUCAAUAAGUGUUGGGCCGGUUCUCGCCUUUCUGUUCCAAUAAAGGCCGCAGCUGUUAUUAGUACGACAUAUGAUGACAGUUCUGAGCUAAGUCGGAGCAGUUUCCCGGAAGGUUUUGUUUUUGGUACUGGCUCCUCCAAUUACCAGUAUGAAGGUGCUGUAAGUGAAGGCGGAAGAGGAAAAGGUACAUGGGAUAUAGCUUCCCAUACACCAGGACGUGUAAAGGAUGGAAAGAAUGCAGAUAUAGCUAUUGAUCACUAUCAUCGCUAUAAGGAAGAUGUUGCAAUCAUGAAGUAUAUGAAUACAGAUGCAUACAGAUUCUCCAUAUCUUGGCCAAGGAUAUUGCCAAAUGGAAAACUAAGUGGCGGUAUAAACCAAGAAGGAAUCAGAUUUUACAACAAUCUGAUUGAUGAGCUACUUGCUAAUGGUCAAAUACCAUAUGUAACCCUUUUUCAUUGGGAUCUGCCCAACAUCUUACAAGAGGAGUACGAAGGAUUCUGCAGCCCAUAUAUUAUAAAUGAUUUUAAGGACUUUGUGGAGAUAUGCUUCCAAGAAUUUGGAGAUAGAGUAAAGCAUUGGGUUACUUUUAAUGAGCCAUUCUCUUAUUGUUUGAGUACAUCACAUCGUUACAAAGCCACACACAACCAACUUCUUUCUCAUGCAGCUGUUGUCGAAUUGUAUAAAACCAAAUAUCAGGAUUCUCAAAACGGUGUAAUAGGCAUUGGAUUAAACUCUCACUGGUUUAAACCGUACUCAACAGACCCAUUAGAUCAACAAGCCACCGAACGCGCCCUUGAUUUCAUGUUUGGAUGGUUUAUACAGCCACUGACAACCGGAGAGUAUCCAGCAAACAUGGUGUCUUUCGUGAAAGAUUUACCAAAGUUCACUGAAGAGCAAUCUAAAAGUCUUAUUGGGUCAUAUGAUUUUAUUGGAAUCAAUUACUACACCACCAUGUAUGCUGCCAAUGCAACGGAGGCAUUAAUUUUAAAAACUAAAUCUAAAUCGGGCGGUGCCGCCGGCGUCAAUAGUGUUUUCAAAAGUUUUAAUGUCGUUUUAACAGAUGAGAAUCAUGAUGGGACGCCCGUUGGACCAAGGGCUGCAACUUGGUUAUAUGUUUGUCCAAAGGGGAUUCAGGACCUACUGUUGUACACAAAGGAAAAGUAUAACAAUCCUACGAUUAUCAUAACAGAAAAUGGUAUGAACGAGGACAAUGAUUCAACGCUGUCACUCGAAGAGGCGCUCAUGGAUACUAACAGAAUUGACUACUAUUAUCGUCAUCUAUAUUAUGUUUCUUCUGCAAUCAGGCGUGGUGUGAAUGUGCAAGGAUAUUUUGCAUGGUCCCUUUUGGACAACUUUGAAUGGAGUGACGGAUACACCGUGCGUUUUGGAAUUAACUUUGUUGAUUAUGAGAAUGAUCUUAAAAGACACCCUAAGCUCUCUGCCCGUUGGUUUAGGAAAUUUCUUGAAAAACCUCAGAAUUAGAGCUUGAUGUAUGUAAUCAUGACCACCAAUAAAACAAUAUGAGUUUGGUCAUUAAUCAAGAGAAACUAUAAUCUUGCAUUGGUUUUCUUUCUGGGAGCUUCUACGGUGCA
Medicago truncatula (barrel medic) is the source of this 1763-nucleotide messenger RNA. RefSeq names its product beta-glucosidase 24. Gene Ontology annotation, biological process: carbohydrate metabolic process. The transcript is spliced from 14 exons. The record is from RefSeq and is a predicted model, not a curated record. Lineage: Eukaryota; Viridiplantae; Streptophyta; Magnoliopsida; Fabales; Fabaceae. Gene Ontology annotation, molecular function: beta-glucosidase activity. Bases 67 to 1653 code for a protein of 528 amino acids.